AAAGGGAGACCGGCCCGCGCGUCUAAAAUCGGCUACUACGUGUUGAUACGCACGUUGAUAGCCGGCGUUGGAAGAACUUGUAUUAUUUAUUUUAAAUCCUUUCGAGGAAGAAUUACAACAUGUUAACGUUUGUUUCGUGGGCAAGUUAAAAUUCACCGGCACUUGCGUGCGUGCAGUCGUGGUCCCGAUUUUACGGCGUACGAACGCUUUUCGUGUUUUCAGUGAACGAGAGCAAAUACGAUUUGGAUUUAAAGUUUCUUAGUUUUAUUCCUGGAUAGUUUUGGAAGAUGGAUGUGCCGGCGAGAGGAAAUAUUCUGGGACGGGUCGUCCCAGCCCGCUACGUCCUAGCCAUCCUCGGCUCCAUAGGCAUGGCGAUUGUCUAUGGGCUGAAGGUGAACUUGUCUGUGGCUAUGGUGGGCAUGCUGAACCACACCGGCGUCAAGAUGCUGGCGCUCCGGGAACCCCACCCUAACACCACUGAGAAGGUGGUCGUGGAGGUGGAGUGCCAAGCUACGGACUCUAAUGGAACUGUUACCGAAUUGGACGGCCCCUUUAUAUGGUCUUCUGAAAUCCAAGGCAUAGUGCUGAGUUGCUACUUCUGGGGAUACUUCGUGUCCCAGGUUCCAGGAGCCAGAGUAGCAGAGCUGUUCUCAGCGAAAUGGGUGAUGUUCUUCAGCGUGGGAAUCAACGUGAUAUGCACUCUGCUGACGCCUGUCAUGGCGCAGGCGCACUACGCUGCUGCGGUGAUCAUGAGAAUCGGCGAGGGCAUUGGAGGGGGCGUAACAUUCCCCGCUAUGCACGUGCUUCUUUCUAAGUGGGCGCCGCCUGCGGAGCGCUCUGUCAUGGCUGCCCUGGUAUACGCCGGCACUUCGCUGGGAACUGUCAUUUCCAUGCUGAUGGCCGGGAUACUUACUGCUAAAGUUGGUUGGGAGAGCGUGUUCUACGUGAUGGGCGGACUCUCUUGCAUCUGGUGCGUGCUGUGGGUGUUCCUGAUCCAGGACACGCCGCAGCAGCAGCCGCUGAUCAGCAUCGAGGAGCGGGACAUGAUUGUCACUUCGUUGGGCGGAAAGGCUGGUGACCAUGCUGAGCAUAAGAAUCUGGCCGUUCCGUGGGCAGCCGUGCUGCGCUCACCACCGUUCCUGGCUAUCCUGGUUUCCCACGCUUGCUCCAACUGGGGCUGGUACAUGCUGCUCAUCGAACUGCCCUUCUACAUGAAGCAAGUCUUGAAGUUCAACAUGACUGAGAAUGCAGUGUCAACCGCCCUGCCGUUCCUGUCUCUAUGGUUCUUCAGUAUCGGCCUGAGCAGGACCUUGGACUGGCUGCGCGGUAAAGGAAUCAUCACCACGACCAUUGCUAGGAAGAUUGGUACUCUGUUUGCAUCCGUGAUCCCGGCCAUAUGCCUGCUAGCGCUGUGCUUUAUCGGCUGCAACCGCGGCGCGGCGGUGGCAAUCACUGCGAUUGGUGUCACCAGCAUUGGAGGCAUGUUCUGCGGAUUCCUGUCCAACCAUAUCGAUAUCGCACCCAACUUUGCUGGAACUCUCAUGGCUUUGACAAAUACGGUGGCAACUAUCCCGGGAAUCGUCGUACCUUUGUUCGUUGGCGUCUUGACACACGGAAACCAAACAAUCUCAGCGUGGCGCAUAAUCUUCUUCGUGACCAUCGGUUUGUAUGCCAUCGAGAUCGUCGUGUAUACCCUGUUCGGAUCCGGAGAAGAACAACCUUGGAAUAAAGUGGAAGAAAAGAAAGAAGUGGAGCAGGAAGCCAAGCCCUUGAAUAACGAUGAGAAGAAUGACGUUUAAAAAGCAUUGAAAAGGUAUAAUAACCAUGACAGUUUUGUUUAAGGGUAAAAUAUGUUUUUAAUUUUAAAAGAGUUUAUAAAUAAACACAAAAAUAGAUAUUGUGUAAAAUGUGUCAUUUAUAUUGUCGUUAUAAAAAUAUGUAUUUUAUGUCAAUUAUUCACUACGACAUUUUGCAGUGAAAACGUGCGUAUGUUGAGGUUUCAGCAAUAGAAUCUUAACGGAUAUCAUUCACAAAUCUAAUAACAACACUAUUGCGUCUGCAUUAAGAUGGAAAUGGCUGAAAUGAGUAGGUACAUUAAGUGAAAAAGUGUAUUACGACUACAUCGCUGCAAAAUAUCGCAGUGUGUAAAUGGCUUUACUGUAUUAAUUUUGGUAGGAUGAUCGUAUAGAAUAGAGGCAACUACGUAUUACUUAUUUACUCACUACUUAGUAUACAAAUAAGAGGCACGUAUUUGAUUCCGGUUGACUUGUAAUGGAUGUGGUACUGAGUGCUUUCUGUGUAUUUUUUUGUAGUUAGUAUAUGAAAUAUAGGAAAAUUUUACGCCAGUAACUAUAUUCCUGCAGUUGUAUGGUCUUUUUUACCAACUCUUUUUAUAGCUUGUAUAGUAUUUUUUUACCUUAGUAAUUAUUUUUGAUAUAAAAAUAGAUCCUGGAUUGUUAUGAAUGAAUGUGUAAGGAAACGUUUCAAAAAGUAUUUUAAAUCUAAAAGUAUUACUGUAAUUUGUAUUUUGAAUUGACAUAAUGUAUUUUCGGAUUGCAUAAAAGAACAGACAUUUGUGAUGGUGUACUUAUACAUUUAUAAGUGAUUGCUAUUUAUAAAGCAUUUUCUUUAAUAUUUAGAGGUGUAAGUAAAAUAUGUUAUGUACCUACUUAUUAUUUCUUUUCGACUCAUUUUUGAUAACGUUUAAAUUGCCAUAAUUAUUUCUUCUAGCCUAAAUAUUUGGUAUCCUAUUGUAUUUUCGAAAUUUGCAUUUAUGUAGUGUUUUAAAUAAUGAUAGAAAAGAAUUGUGUGGAUACUUGGUAAUUUGAACGAAGUAUUGAUAUUUUUCUGGAUGUCGCUAUAAUAGAGUAUGGAGUUACGAUAUAAUAUGUUGUAAUAUCUGUCUUAUAUUUGUGUCGUGGAUGUUAGAUGAGUACUUAUGUCGUAUGGUAACAAAUAAGCAAAUAUGUUCUAGGAUUUUACAACGUUUUUAAAGCUUUUUUGAAUGCAGAACUUGUAUAACUGAUUUUGAAAAAAUGCUUUUGAUGUGGAAUUUAUUAUUUUUAUAGAUGUAUGUCAUUAGGAACUUGCUACCAAAGACACUAUCUGUACUUAGAAAUAAUGUACUUAUUGAAAUAAAAUAUAUAUGAUCCUUAAAAA
Molecule: messenger RNA, 3159 nt
Organism: Ostrinia nubilalis (European corn borer)
Lineage: Eukaryota; Metazoa; Arthropoda; Insecta; Lepidoptera; Crambidae
Gene: MFS3
Product: sialin
Exons: 11
Coding region: 288-1799 (503 amino acids)
Biological process (GO): monoatomic anion transport; transmembrane transport
Cellular component (GO): membrane
Molecular function (GO): transmembrane transporter activity
Source: RefSeq, a predicted model, not a curated record